AUGGAUCCCAUGCAGGAUGUAGAUGGAAUUAUUGCAAUUGUGUGUGUGAUUAUGAUUAUGCCGGCAAUUAACCUGCAACAUAGAGAUCGUGUACGCGGUAGACAAUGGGUUGGCCCUUGGAUUGCACGUAGAGGACAAUAUGGAGCUUACCAUGCACUAAUGCAGGAACUGAGGCAGGAAGACCCAAGGUCGUACAAGAAUUUUGUGAGAAUGGAUAAAGAUACUUUUACUGAGCUGUUAGAAUUAGUGACACCAUUGAUCAAGAAGAAAGAUACCUUUAUGAGGAAUUCUAUUUUAGAUAUUAUAAAAAACCGUGUCUUCAUCGUUUGUGUACCAAACUCCAACCAAGAAUGGCAGAAUGUUGCAAACCAGUUUGAAGAGAAAUGGCAGUUUCCUAAUUGUAUUGGAGCUAUGGAUGGUAAACAUGUAGCUAUAAAGUGCCCAGCUCGGAGUGGAUCUACAUACUAUAACUACAAACACUUUUUCAGCAUCAUUUUAUUGGCUAUAGUUGAUGCAGAUUAUAAUUUUGUUUAUGUUGAUGUUGGAUGCAACGGCCGAUCCAAUGACAGCGGAGUAUUUAACAAAUCAAAAUUAUACGAACUUCUUGAAACAAACAAGAUUGGAGUUCCGCCCCUUAGACCCCUGCCUGGAAGAGAUUCUUGUGUGCCAUAUGUAAUUGUUGGUGAUGAUGCUUUUCCUUUGAAACCAUAUCUUUUAAAACCCUAUCCCAACAGACAACUUGACAUGGACAAACGGAUCUUUAACUACAGACUAUCCAGAGCCAGAAGAAUCUCUGAAAAUGUCUUUGGAAUUUUAACAAGCAGAUCUGGAGUAUUUCAAAGGCCUAUAGCUCUUGGACCGGACAAGGCAUCUCUUAUCGUGCUUGCAAUUUGUGCAUUACACAAUUUUUCACGGGCAAGGUCAAGAAAUAUAUAUACUCCUGCUGGAGGUUUUGAUGAUAGUGACAGGCCUGGUGAGUGGAGAAAUGAGCAACGACGAGAUUCAGUCUUCGACAUUGAACAGCAGGCAGGAAACAGAAAUGCAGACAAUGCACGUAAUGUCAGAGAUGAAUAUUGUGAGUAG
This is a messenger RNA of Mercenaria mercenaria, 1083 nucleotides long. RefSeq lists its product as uncharacterized. The record is from RefSeq and is a predicted model, not a curated record. Bases 1 to 1083 code for a protein of 360 amino acids. NCBI's taxonomy places the organism in Eukaryota, Metazoa, Mollusca, Bivalvia, Venerida, Veneridae. The transcript is spliced from 2 exons.